AGGAAAAUGGCUGGGUGGAAAAGGUGCACGACAACAGCUAAGUAUUGGCUGCGGGACAUCGUGGGAAAAUGUGACUGCAGCGGUGUGAAAGGAGCAAAGGGUGAACUUGGAUUUCCAGGUCUUCAGGGUAAUAUGGGAUUCCCAGGAGUUCAGGGACCUGAAGGGCCUCCAGGACCAAUGGGCUUCAAGGGAGACUUGGGUGAGGCUGGUGCACCUGGACUGAAAGGAGUGCGAGGUCCUCCGGGCCUGCCAGGAUUCCCAGGGAACCCAGGACUACCAGGUAUUGACGGGAAUGAUGGCCCACCAGGUCAACCAGGUGUCCCAGGAUGCAAUGGAACUAAAGGAGAAAGAGGCAAGGAUGGUAUUCCUGGAUUUCCCGGUCUUCAAGGACCCCCUGGCCUCCCUGGAUUUCCUGGAAUGAAGGGUGAUCCUGGUGGUGUUAUUGGAAUUAUUCCCAUGAAAGGAGACAGGGGACAUCCUGGAAUACCUGGACUACCUGGACCAGUUGGACCCCCCGGUUCUACCGGCCCUCAAGGACCUCGUGGCUAUGACGGACUCAGAGGUGAUCCUGGCACCCCUGGCCUUCAAGGAGAGCCGGGUGACCGGAUAAAAUUUGAAGGCGAAAAAGGACAAAAGGGUGACCAAGGAGUUCAAGGCCCACCCGGGCCUCCAGGAUCGGGGGAGCCAGUGGAACAAAUUCCUGGUGUAAUCAUUGUGCCUGGACCACCGGGAGCCAUAGGACCUCCAGGAGCUAAAGGAGAGAAAGGAUUUUGCUUACCAAGUCAAAGGGGCUUCAAAGGUGAACCUGGCCCACCUGGACCACUAGGCAAAUCUGGAAAAGAUGGACUAGAUGGACAGAAGGGAGAAAAAGGCUUUCCUGGGAUUCCUGGAUAUAUUGGACCCCCGGGUGAAAAAGGAGAACCAGGACUACCAGGUUAUGGUGAGGGUUCCCCAGGUCCUCCUGGCCCUCAUGGGUACCCUGGGCCAAAAGGAGAGAAAGGCUAUCAAGGUCCUUCAGGAGAGCCAGGUCGACCAGGCAAGAUUGUAGAAGGACCACGUGGAGAGAAGGGACUGAAGGGAGACACUGGGGAAAAAGGAGACAGGGGAAUAGAAGGAGAGUCUCUCCCUGGACCUCCAGGACAGCCAGGAGACAAAGGAGAACCAGGACUUCCAGGAUCCCCACCUAGUCCAGACGAAUGUAACAUGGAGAAAGGAGAUCCUGGUCCACCUGGACCUCAAGGAUUACAAGGGGAAGUUGGACACAAAGGUGAUAAAGGAGAUACCUGUUUACAGUGUGAUGGCAUUGGCCUCCCUGGAUUACCUGGUCCUCCAGGACUUAAAGGAGACCGAGGACCUCCAGGGCAAGUAGGCAACAAAGGACAAAAAGGUGAAAUAGGCCUUCGUGGACAUCCUGGAAAACAUGGUGACCCCGGACCUCCUGGAUUGAUAGGAGCACCUGGUGCGGUUGGUGAGCCGGGAGACAUUUAUGUAGGUCCUGGUCUGAAGGGCAACAAAGGUUUACCCGGUCCUGCUGGCUCACCGGGGUUACCAGGCUCCGACGGUCAACCAGGGAGAGAUGGUGCCCCAGGUGUACCUGGCCACAAAGGUGAACCUGCCAAAGAGGGUAUCAAGGGUGAGCGUGGACAGGAUGGAAAUCCUGGUGUCAUUGGCCCUCCAGGAGAGAGGGGCCCUCCUGGGCGGCCAGGCUAUGGCCGCCCAGGAGAGCCUGGAGAGAAGGGCAGUCAGGGGAAGCCAGGUCAUUCUGGAAUUCCUGGAUUGCCAGGUCAAAAAGGGGAGCCAGGUAAAGGUGUAAGCAUGCCUGGACCUCCUGGUAUACCUGGACCACGAGGAGAAAUGGGCAGACCAGGAAUUCAAGGUGACAGAGGUGUGCAAGGAGACGCUGGUGUGCCAGGUUUCCCUGGAGAGAAGGGUGACCCUGGGUUCCCCGGAUUUGGAUUGCCUGGCCCAACUGGUCCUAAAGGUAUAUCAGGUAUUCCUGGAGCUCCAGGAUUACCAGGAGAUAGUGGAAGACCAGGACGGGAUGGGCUGCCAGGAGAUCCUGGUCCAUCUGGACAAAAAGGUGAACCAGGACGGGGUCUGCCAGGCCCAAAAGGUUCACAAGGCCUCCCAGGAAUAACUGGCUUCCCAGGUGAUAAGGGUAGCAUUGGGCUGCCUGGUGUUCCUGGACAAAAAGGAGAUCCAGGGCCACCAGGUUCUCAGGGUGUCAAAGGUGAUGUGGGACCAUCGGGGCCUCCAGGUGUGACUGGUUUACCAGGUCCUCCAGGAAAAGGCUUGCCAGGAGCAUCUGGGACCCAAGGACCACCAGGAGAGCCUGGACCAUAUGGCAGGGAUGGUGUGAAGGGAGAAAAGGGUCAUGCAGGACCUCCUGGUUUAGAUAUGCCUGGACCUCAGGGAGAUAAAGGAGAUACUGGGUUCCCAGGAUUACCAGGUUCCAAAGGACUGCCUGGGCCACCAGGCCUGUCAGGAAGGGAUGGACACAUUGGACAACCAGGUCCUAAAGGUGAGAUGGGAGUCAUGGGGACCCCAGGACCACCAGGAUUUCCUGGAGCACCUGGUACACCAGGAUCUUCUGGUCCAAGAGGUGACCCUGGCAUUGGUGGACAAAAAGGGGAGACUGGUAAACCUGGACCUAAAGGAGAAAGGGGAGAGCGUGGUCCAAAGGGGGCUCCUGGCAACAUGACUGAGUAUGAGAAGGAGCACAUGAAGGGAGAGAAAGGAGACACUGGAGACAGGGGUAAACCUGGUACGACUGGGCAAAAGGGCCACCCUGGACUAUCUGGAGACCCUGGAAUGCCAGGCAAAGAUGGAGAGCCUGGUUCACCUGGACAACCAGGUGCGAAAGGAGACUUAGGUUUUCCUGGAGAGCCUGGUGUUAUGGGACCACCAGGACAAAAAGGCAAUAUCGGAGAGAUGGGAAUUCCAGGCUCAAGUGGUCCAAAGGGUACUAAAGGAGACAUCGGUACACCUGGACAUCCUGGAUUCAAAGGUGCAGGUGGUGAGAAAGGGGACAGGGGAGCAGCUGGUGAGCCAGGUAUCGGCACCCCAGGACCUCCAGGAGAGAAGGGUCUGACAGGCCAGUCGGGAUUCCCGGGAACACCAGGAGAGAAAGGUCAGAAAGGUGGCAUGGGUGUGCCUGGUAUGCCAGGACUACAAGGACCCAAAGGAGAGAAAGGAAACGUCGGCUAUCCAGGUCAGCCAGGCAGACAAGGUGAGAAGGGAACCCCCGGGCUGCCCGGGUCUGCAGGAGAACCCGGCAAAGAUGGUUGGCCUGGUGAACCUGGCCGACAGGGACCCCCUGGUUUACCUGGAGAGAAAGGAGAGACUGGAGUAGAUGGAAUCCCGGGAUCAUCAGGGGAGAGAGGAGACCCAGGUUUACCCGGCCGAGGGUUCCCAGGACAACCUGGAGUGGUUGGCGGCAAAGGUGACAAAGGUAGUCCUGGCUUUCCUGGCACCCCUGGACACCCAGGUGUACCCGGCCUCAAAGGCGACAAAGGAUUUCCAGGCCCUCAGGGUGUUCAGGGUGAGAUCGGAGAGAGGGGCCUCCCUGGCUUAUCAUUAAGCGGACCAAAAGGAGAGCAAGGAGAAACAGGACAAGCUGGAGAACCAGGGUCACCAGGUCCACCAGGAGCUGCUGGUGUGCCAGGCAGUGAUGGUCCAAAGGGAGAAAAGGGGCUACAAGGUUUCCCUGGUGCCCAGGGCGAGCGAGGACAUAAAGGUGACCUUGGAGGUCCGGGACUUCCUGGACAACCAGGUCUUCCAGGUAUUGAUGGACAGAAAGGAGAGAGGGGAUUACAGGGUGUUCCGGGUUUCCCAGGUACAAAAGGCGAUUCGGGGGACAUUGGUUUCAAAGGAGAACUUGGUGACAGAGGACUCCCUGGAGAGAAGGGUAAUGAAGGCCCCCCUGGACCCCCUGGUCCCCACACCUUCAUCAAAGGAGAACCUGGAUUCCCGGGAAGUCCUGGUUUUCCAGGACCGCAGGGGCCACCUGGGCUUCCAGGACAGAAAGGACAGCAAGGUGUGACAGGCCUCCUGGGCCCAAAAGGUGACGACGGCUUUCCUGGACAUAACGGUCAUCCUGGAGCCAAAGGAGAGCCCGGUCUGCCGGGUCCGCAGGGACCCAGAGGAUACCCUGGCCCGCCUGGACCGGAUGGUGUUCCUGGUCAAGUGGGUCCUCCCGGCCCCUCUUCCAUGGAUCACGGUUUCCUGGUGACUCGGCACAGCCAGUCAGUCGAAAUUCCCCAGUGUCCAGGCGGAACCUCUCUCAUCUACGAUGGCUACUCGUUGCUUUACGUACAAGGAAACCAGCGCGCUCAUGGACAAGACCUGGGUACGGCGGGGAGCUGUCUACGAAAGUUCAGCCCCAUGCCCUUCCUUUUCUGCAACAUUGACAAUGUGUGCAACUUUGCGUCUCGAAACGAUUACUCCUACUGGCUCACCUCACCUGAGCCAAUGCCCAUGAGCAUGGCACCGGUCACUGGCGAAAGCAUCAAACCCUUCAUAAGCAGGUGCGCUGUAUGUGAGGCCCCAGCUAUGGUGAUCGCCGUGCACAGUCAGAGCAUCAUGAUCCCACCGUGCCCACGCGGCUGGGACUCUCUGUGGAUCGGCUACUCCUUCGUCAUGCACACUAGUUCUGGCGCUGAGGGUUCGGGUCAGGCUCUGGCCUCUCCCGGUUCCUGCCUGGAGGAAUUCCGCAGCGCCCCGUUCAUCGAGUGUCACGGGCGAGGAACGUGCAACUACUACGCCAACUCCUACAGCUUCUGGCUGGCCACCAUCGAAGACAAUGAGAUGUUUCAGAAACCAACACCAACGACGCUAAAGGCAGGAAGUCUCCGGACACACAUAAGUCGCUGUCAAGUGUGCAUGAAGCGGACAUAGACCUGUAAAGCCUCCGUCCUGACCUAUGAUGUCCUCCCCUUGGCUUUACUUGUUGCUUCCACAGGAUGGUGCUAUUUCCCCGCAUGUGUGAGAAACGAUGGAGAGGAGUGGCUUUCAGACCUGCCGCAGACCAAAACACAAAGACCAAGCGGCUUUUUGCUCUACGAUGACCACAACCUGUCUCUAUCAAAUGGCGCCCAGUUUACCGCUGCACUGACUACACGCCCCCCUCCGAGUAAACUGGUGUCCAUUUUGAAAGAGUGGUUGGCGUAUGUCAGGUGCUAUUGAAUCUUAUCAGCCUUAUUCCAUUUUGUUUUUAUUCCUUCUACGUAGUGCCACAUCACUAAAGAAAUAGUUACACGCUAUUAACGAUUGUCACGUUAACGUUUUAAAAUAUGUACUAAUGUAAAAGGAUGGGACUCACCACUGGUUGUCACUUCUUAGCUCACCAUAUGUCUCCAGCACAUAUAUCUUAUAUAUAACAAAUGUUGUAAAUAUAUAGUUUUCUCUCUAACAUCAUUCAGAAAACUUUCCUCAGGUUAUUAUUGAGUUACUUUGUGUGUUAUUAAGUCCAGUUUUAUUUAUGAGAUUCAUGAGAUUAUGUUGGAUGUGAGCGUGUUUGAUCUUCCGGAAACAAUGUAAUCACGGCCGACGCCUUAUUAACCCAGAAAUCGGCGCUGAGAUAUCAUUGGCAGAGUGAACAUGUACGAAUGUGUGCGAGUUGUUUGUGUGUUGUGACGUCUGCAUAUACAUAGUUUUUGUUCUCUAAUCUACCAAAGAAAUCUGUUAAGAAAAAAAAAUUCCUUUUCAUUAACUUUGUCAGAACAGUUUGUUUCCUGAUUUACUCACAUGAUGUGAACUGAAGCUUCCCAAAGAAAUGCACGUGUAUAUACAUAACUUUUACUUGA
Molecule: messenger RNA, 5804 nt
Organism: Thalassophryne amazonica
Lineage: Eukaryota; Metazoa; Chordata; Actinopteri; Batrachoidiformes; Batrachoididae
Gene: col4a1
Product: collagen, type IV, alpha 1
Exons: 52
Coding region: 7-4896 (1629 amino acids)
Cellular component (GO): basement membrane; collagen trimer
Molecular function (GO): extracellular matrix structural constituent
Source: RefSeq, a predicted model, not a curated record